UAGUCCUCGUUUCCUCAAGGAGGGGUUACCGACAGACAUGUACGGAUCCAUGUUUAGUACAACAUGACGCUAUGCUGGGCGUCAUGGAUCUUCUAUAUUGCCUUGUUGUCCCCUCACAAGUCUUUGAACUAAACCUGCUGUCUCCAAUCACUUCAGUCAUUAACAACUUACCCGUAGACACUCAUCUUUUCUGGUGGUCUUCUGUUCGCAACAUCGCUGAUCCGUCUCUUUUACCCAAGACCUAUCUCCCAAUCUGAAGAUCAUGCGGCAGCUCAUACUAGGUGCUAUCCUUCUCGUUGCAUCCUCGUCAGCAACCGAGUACUUUGAGACUUCGACCGCUGGCUUACCGGCUACUGGGCAUGGGGCGUACCCCCAAGACUUCCCUAUCGUCGAGCCAUCAUUAGAAACAGUGCACGAGAGUCAGAAACCCCCAACGGGCUUAGCCAUCGACUUGAACCAUAACAUCUACCUCACAUAUCCCCGCAACGCUGGCCAAACACCUCACAACGUAGUCAUCUGUACAUCCUUCAAUGACGAGCAACCCUGGCCAAAUGCUACCAUUCAAAACUGUGCCGCUGGCCAAGACCCGAGCACAUGCUUCAUCAACGUGCAGAACAUCGUCCGCGACGACCUAGGCCGACUCUGGGUUGUGGAUAGCGGGAUUCCCUACUACACAGCGCCAGAAAUCGACGCUACCUAUGGUGGUGCGAAGAUUAUGAGUUUCAACGAGACGACAGCUGAGCAUCUUCGUACCUACACAAUCCCGCAAGAACUGCUAGCACAUAGAACCAAUUUGAAUGACAUGAGAGUCAACACGACACUUGGCGGGAAAGGAGGCUAUGCCUUCAUUCCAGAUGCAAGCACCAACAGUUCGCUCCUGGUGGUAGAUCUCGAGGAUGGCAGUACAUCACGCAGAUUGUUCAACACCAGUGUUGUGCGAGCAGAUGAGAAAUAUGUAGGUUCUUACGCCGGUGAGCUUAUUUAUACCUGGAACGGUACGAAGAAGGGCCAUAUGACUACUGCUGCAGAUGGCAUAGCCCUGGCAUCCGGCAACCUGUACUGGGGCGUCCUCGCAUCACGUCGCUUUUACUACAUAUCACAGGAAGUGCUCGUCAACACCACAAAAUCCGAUGCCGAGAUUCUUGCAGCGGUGCAGAACCCAGGCCAGUGCGGAUCCGAGCAAGCUGGCUUCUCCGCAGACGACCUAGGCCGCGUGUAUAUAGCAGCGAGUGAACAGAACGCCAUCUACUACGUCGACACGCUAGAAUCCCAAGUCAACAGAACGGUCAACGGCAACGCACCUGGUGGUUCUGGUCUAAUUCCCGCACAAGACUAUGUCGUAAGGACACUAGCUCGUAAUGCGAUGAUUCAACAUGCAGAUUCCAUGGCGAUCUUGGACGGGUGGCUGUACUUCUGCACAAAUCAGCUGACUUUGGGGCCAAAUUAUCAGUAUAACAACACGGACAAGCGUGUGGGUCCUUUCCGUAGUUUCAGGUUCUGGAUUGGAAGGGGGCCAGCGAAGGAUUCAUGAUUGAAAUCGAUUAUCCAUGUACUGAUUCGAAUUCGAGAGAAUUCCAAGCGGAGACCAGAAUGAAAUGAAAUGCUGGGUAUCAUCCGGUAGUCAUUGCAAGCCCAAAGCGCCUGCAUUGAGUACACGCCCAAAAUAAACGCCGUAUACAAUGCAAUGACUUGAUGCCUUCAAUCAAAUUC
This is a messenger RNA of Cucurbitaria berberidis CBS 394.84, 1710 nucleotides long. RefSeq lists its product as uncharacterized. The record is from RefSeq and is a predicted model, not a curated record. The transcript is spliced from 2 exons. Bases 263 to 1531 code for a protein of 422 amino acids. Lineage: Eukaryota; Fungi; Ascomycota; Dothideomycetes; Pleosporales; Cucurbitariaceae.